Messenger RNA from Daldinia caldariorum, 2238 nucleotides. Its product is annotated as Metallo-dependent phosphatase. The record is from RefSeq and is a predicted model, not a curated record. Gene Ontology annotation, biological process: nucleotide catabolic process. Bases 160 to 1926 code for a protein of 588 amino acids. The transcript has 2 exons. Gene Ontology annotation, molecular function: metal ion binding; hydrolase activity, acting on ester bonds; nucleotide binding. Lineage: Eukaryota; Fungi; Ascomycota; Sordariomycetes; Xylariales; Hypoxylaceae.
AACCCCAACGCCUUGCUGUAUUCCAUUGCGCGAGAAACAGUCCCGCUCUCCAUUAGCUGAUAGCUUGUGAGUAAGAGUGGAAAGGGUUUCAUUCCGUUACUCGUCGUUCUUAGGGAAUUCUAUAGGCAAAGCAAACACAUUUGCCUCGGCUGUGCGACGAUGGUCUACGUCCCUUUAUUUUCAGCCCUCUCCGUCGCCGCCAGUUUGGCUUGUCUGGCUUCGGCUGAGGACUCACUCUAUAGCAAGCGUUUAUCGAAGCGCUUCGUCGAUGCGGAAGGCAACUUCAAUAUUUCGUUCUACCACAUUAAUGAUGUGCACGCGCAUCUAGACGAGUUCUCUUCGUCGGGGACUGAUUGUACAAAUCCUUCAAAGGGUUGUUAUGGUGGUUAUGCUCGAGUCAAGACCGUCAUCGACGACACACGACCAGAUCAUAACGACAGCUUGUUGUUAAACGUGGGAGAUGAGUUCCAGGGUACUCUGUUCUAUUCGUUCUACGGCGGUGAAAAAAUCGCCGAAACCCUGAAUCAACUCGGGUUUGACGCCAUGACUUUAGGAAAUCAUGAAUUUGAUGGCGGCGACGAGAAGUUGGGCGACUUCUUAAAGAACCUAACUUUCCCGAUCGUGUCUGCAAAUAUCGUAUCGAAAAACGAGAAGCUGAACUCUACCAUCAAACCGUAUCAUAUCUUCGAGCAGUACCAACUCGCCGUUAUUGGUGUGACAACUGAGACCACAGCCGGUAUCAGCAAUCCAGGCAACGGCACCAAGUUCACAGAUGCGAUUGCCGCGGUCCAGGCUUCGAUUGACGAAAUCCGCAGCACGACCAACAUCACUCGAAUUGCGGCCAUCACGCAUAUCGGAUACGAAGAAGACAAGCGCCUGGCCCGCGAGACGACCGGUCUUCACCUCAUCAUGGGCGGUCACAGUCACACGUUGCUCGGAGAUAUGGAGGGUGCCGAAGGUAAAUAUCCCACUAUCGAGGCAAAUAAGGAUGGCGAUGAGGUCUUCAUUGUUACUGCUUACCGUUGGGGGGAGUAUUUGGGUUACAUCGACGUUACAUACAACCAGGAAGGGAAAAUACUUGCGUAUCACGGCGCCCCGAUUCAUCUAACGAACACCACCAAGCAAGACGAAGGUCUGCAGGCGCAGGUUGAAGAAUGGAGGAAGCCGUUUGAAAAGUUUGCUACAGAGGAGAUUGGCACCACGAACGUUGUACUUGACCAGACAACCUGCCAGAAGCAAGAAUGUAGCCUGGGAGACUUGGUAUCCGAUUCGAUCCUACAGUACCGAGUAGACAGUGGAAGCAAAGCAGCCUUUGCUUUCACGAAUGCGGGAGGCAUCCGCGCUACCAUCGACGCCGGCCCCAUUACAAGAGGCGAGGUGCUCACGUCAUUUCCUUUCGGCAACGCCGUGGUUGAGGUUCAGUAUAGCGGGGCGGAUCUGUGGAAAAUAUUCGAGGGCCUCGUCAGCGGAGUCAAUCAGUUUAACCAGCGAAAGGUCACCAGCUUUUUCCAGAUUAGCCGUGGCAUUAAAGUCGAAUACGACCCAAAUAAAGCUAUCGGCGAGCGCCUCGUGCGGCUUACUAUCGGCGACAAACCCGUCGAUUCGGAGACUCGGUAUACAGUCGUCACAGUUGAUUUCAUAACGGGCGGAGGCGAUAAUAUACUAGAGCCAGUUCAAGAUGUAGUUGUCCUCGAUACUAUGGACGAGGUAUUGGUGAACUAUAUCCAGAAGGCCAGCCCGAUUGACUUCCAGCUUGAUGGUAGGAUAACUACCGUGAACGGUAGUGACUCGGGGAGUGCUGCUACGUCAACGGGUGCCGUUCCUGCGCAGACUACAAUACCGAAUGAGACCAGGCGAGUGAGGGGCGCGAUGCCAAUAUACCUAGGACUUGUGGCUGCCAUGCUAAGCAUUAUAGCAUUGCUAUAGGGUUUUAAACCGAACAAGCGGCAUUAGGAUUAUAUGACAUCUUUGACCAUGCUUUUAAUCGUCCGAGGCCGUUUGCACUUUUCUUUUCUUCCUUGCUUUCCAGUCUUCCAAAUGUAGGCACUUUCAGCUCUGACGCUUCCGUCCGCUCAUAUAUGCGUGUUUUCCACCGAGCUAGCAUUAUUUAUCUACUUGGGCACAUACUAGCUGAUUACAAUCGUGAUUAAACAUCGCUAAGGGCUCAUAUGGUAACACUGAAACUGAUGUUAUAAGGCGGCAUACUAAUCAUUCCAUUAUACUACUUAAUUCUUUGGA